GGCCUCCCAAAAUCAAUAUUUGAAGAAUGGAGGAAGCUGAAUUGCUGAAGGAAAGAUUCCAGGCCAUAACAGACAAAAGAAAACUGCAGGAAGAAAUUACACAGAAACGUCUGAAAGUAGAGGAAGAAAAACUGAAACACCAGCAUUUAAAAAAAAAGGCAUUGCGAGAAAAAUGGCUCUUGGAUGGCCUGAGUUCUCUCACCCCAAAAGAGCAAGAAGAAAUGCAAAAGCAGAACCAGGAUGACCAACAACGGACUCAUGAACUGGAACAAGACAUUCUCAGACUGGAAAAGGAAAUUGAGGCUCUGGAAAAAGAGGAAAUGAAAAUUUCAGCUAAUGAAGAAGCUAUUUUAAAGAAACUUAAGUCAGUUGAGAAAACAACCGAAGACAUCAUAAAGUCUGUAAAAGCAGAAAAAGCAGGAGUUGAAGAAGAGACAGCAGACUACAUAUAUGCCAACAUACCCGACCUUCCAAAGUAUUUCAGACCCUCUGCACUAAAAAGAGCAGGACAUGCUGCAACAGACGAUGAAGAAAAGAGAAAAGCACUCUUUGCCAUGGAAAUUAAAGUUGAAAAAGACAUGAAGACAGGAGAAAACACAGUAUUAUCAACAAUACCUCUUCCCUCCAAUGAGUUUAAAGAGACAGGAAUUAAAGUCUAUGAUGAUGGCAGGAAGUCAGUCUAUGCAGUGUCUUCCAAUUGCAACCAAACACAAAAUGGCAUGGAUGAACUUGCUCCUGUUGAGGUGGAGGACCUCCUAAGGCAGGCAACUGAAAAAAAUUCCAAGUCUCCCACAGAGUACCAUGAGCCUGUGUUUGCAAACAAGUUUUGCAGGCCAACGACUCCUCAGAAAGACAAAUUAGUCUCUGGACCAAAACUGGAAGACCAACAAAAGAGAGAUAUGAAUGGACUUAGCAAACAUCAGACAGAGCUCUUCAGUAAGGCAGAGCCCUCUAUGAAGCCACAUAAAGAAAACGGUCUUGAUCUCCCAAGGGUAACACAACCAAAGUCUCCCUCUCCAGUACUUCCCCAAGCAGAGAAAAGAAUACACACUAACACCGAGAACACGAUGGUAUGUAACGAAAAAAGAAACACUGCACAUGAGGAAUUAAAACCUUACCACAAUACAAGUGAAAAGCAUCACGAGGCAAGAGCUUUAAACUCCUGUCAUCUUAAUGCAGUGUCCCCCACACCUCACGAAGAUGAGGAGGACGUCCAGUACAGAAUUGUCCAAGCUUUACCAUGUUAUGUGGAUGACUCAGAACCCGUUACGAUGAUUUUCAUGGGUUAUCAGCGUGUCGAUGAAGAUGCAGAAGCAGACCAAAAGUUGUCAAGAUACGAUGGGGUUAUCCGAGCAGAACUAGUUAUGAUUGAUGAUGAUGAGGAAGAUGACAGCAAAUCUGAGAAGCCAUCGUAUCAUCCCAUAGGCCCCUACAGUCAGGUUUAUCAGCCCCUAAACAGGCAGAAAAGCACCGAAGUACCACAGACGGCCCCUGCAAGCAGGCAAGGUGGGAACCUGAACACGGCACCUCACAAAAACUCCAUCUCCCUACGAGAACAAGAGGAACGUUUAAGCUCACCAACACACCCAGCUCACCUUCACAGCCAGGGACCCGGAGAUGGUACUGAAGAUCCCUCAUUAACAGCUCUGAGGAUAAGAAUGGCAAAACUGGGGAAAAAGGUGAUUUAACAGCUAUAAUGACAUGGAAGUAAAGUUUAUUACUCAAAGCAGAAUAAAGCUAAGAAGAGUUUCUUCAA
Messenger RNA from Tinamus guttatus (white-throated tinamou), 1756 nucleotides. The record is from RefSeq and is a predicted model, not a curated record. NCBI's taxonomy places the organism in Eukaryota, Metazoa, Chordata, Aves, Tinamiformes, Tinamidae.